Phlebotomus argentipes is the source of this 3964-nucleotide messenger RNA. RefSeq names its product probable ribonuclease ZC3H12D (gene Regnase-1). Lineage: Eukaryota; Metazoa; Arthropoda; Insecta; Diptera; Psychodidae. Gene Ontology annotation, cellular component: nucleus; cytoplasmic ribonucleoprotein granule. Bases 186 to 2291 code for a protein of 701 amino acids. The record is from RefSeq and is a predicted model, not a curated record. Gene Ontology annotation, molecular function: metal ion binding; RNA endonuclease activity; mRNA binding. The transcript has 5 exons.
UGGCGGUGACAUUUGUAGACAGAGAAUGUCAGUGAGUGGUGGAAUUUCCAUGGUGCGUAUUUUCCUGGAAAAUCAGUAGGAAAAAUAGUAGAAUUUGGGAAUAAAAAGUGUCUGCGGCGUGUUGCGAUGGUGAUGGACAUGUGAGGGAAGCCACAUGCCGUCAGAGUGGAGUAUGGGGCGCAACUAUGGAUGACCAAUCACACGGUGGUCAGCUUCCUCCUCCCAGCGUCCGCGUGAAGAGGAAGUGCAUGCGAAACUUGGAGAAUCAUCUCGAGAAGAUCGUUGUCUUCUACGGCGUGAAGCUCCUCGAGGCGCCCGCCGAGGAUGGCGAGGCCCCGUGGGUGACACUGCAAGUCGUGCCAGCCGACGCGGGAAGUGGCAUUGACAUUCCCGAAGUCACGAAGCGCGUCCAGCACUACAUUGAAUCACUGUGCAUCGCCGAGGCUGAGGAUAGCAGCUACGAUUCCGACUGCGAGGUCGAUGACGCGCAUCAGCAAGUGUCGCGGACGACGAGUGACACGCUGGGCCAGGAGUUUGCUGAGUAUGUGAGCAGUGGCGCUCCGGAACGCUCGCCGGGCUACACGGCGCGCGUGGAGUUUGCACUGAAGCUGGGCUACACUGAGCGCCUCGUGCAGGCGGCGUUGGCACGCCUGGGCCCCAAUCCGGCGCAGAAUGAACUGCUGGCGGAGCUGAUCAAGCUGGGCGCGCUGCACGGCACGAAGAGCGGGGAUUUCGCGGCGGAGGCGCAGCAGCAUGUGGAGUGCGUGUCGCCCACGGGCGCUGCGGCGCCGCCACCGCCAGAGGUGACGGAGGAUUCAAAUGAACUGAGACCCAUCGUGGUCGAUGGCAGCAAUGUAGCCAUGAGUCAUGGGAACAAGCAGGUGUUCUCCUGCCGGGGCAUUAAGCUGUGCGUAGACUGGUUCAGGAAUCGUGGCCACAAGGACAUCACAGUGUUCGUGCCCAAGUGGCGCAAGGAGGCCUCACGGCCUGAUCAUCCCAUUCGCGAUCAGGAGAUCCUCAAUGAGCUGGAGCGCGAGAGGAUGCUGGUGUUCACACCGUCGCGUCUCAUCGGCGGCAAGAGGAUGGUCUGCUAUGAUGAUCGAUACAUUCUCAAGUUGGCUGCAGAGAUUGAUGGAAUUGUGGUGUCAAAUGAUAACUAUCGCGAUCUCGGGCAGGAGAGUUCGGAGUUCAAGAAGGUGUCCGAAGAGCGCGUGCUGAUGUAUUCCUUUGUGAAUGAUCGCUUCAUGCCACCGGAUGAUCCAUUGGGACGAACCGGUCCGACUUUGGAGAACUUCCUUAGGAUUCAGCCAAAAAAAGGUGAACCUCCGCCUCCUUGUCCGUAUGGCAAGAAGUGCACGUAUGGCAACAAGUGCAAGUACAAUCAUCCCGAGCGGGGUUCUGGACCACAGAAGUCUGUCACGGAGCGCCUGUCUGAAUAUGCGGCGCGUCACUUGCCGGUGCGUCCUGGGGAGAAUCGUCAACCGGUGCAGGGCAAGUCGCUGAGUGUGCCGCUGAGCAGUAGUGGUGAAACUAGUCCCGUGGGUGGUGCGCGCAAGCCGCUCAGUCGUACGCGCUCCAGUGUGUCUGAGGGUCCUGCCAUGGCGGCGCAAUUUGGCGUAAUGGAGCAACAGCCGCAGGGGAGUUCGCAGAUGCCAUACGCGGCGGCGCCUAGUCACUCAUGGGAUCCCGCCAAUUUUCCCAAGUCACACAGUAUUGAAAAUCUGCAGCAACAGCACUUUCCGCAGAUGUGGGUGCGACAGGGUGCGCCGGCCAGCAAGGAUGAUGGCGAUAGUGUGAAUCUGCACAGGAAGCUCCAGAGGCAACUGACACUGAAUCCGGCCGGAUGUGACCCGAGAAUCUAUCAAAUUCAGCGAAUGGGCGGCCUUUGUUCGCCUACGAGUCAACAGCAGCCUAGCCAUGCACAGCAUCGUCCUGUCGCGCCAUCCCUCAGCGGACCACGCACGCCGCAUUGUCCGACGCAGUGGGAUUUGCAUCAGAAUGUCACGCGAAACGCUUCCGCGCCUGAUCCUGCUCGACCGUGGCACGGAGGACCGCCGCCAGCGUCGUCUUCGGAGCCCCAUUUGUGGUCACAGCAGCAGCAGCAGCAGCGUAGGAUUCCCGUUGGGCCGCCGCAGGCCUCAACGGCUGUGGACCAGCGUCGCCGACUGCACUACCAUCUGGCCAGCAUCUUCCCCGAGGAGCAGGUGAAGAUCGUGAUGCAGAUGUAUCCGGAUGAGACGAAUCCGCAGAAGAUUUGCGCUGCCAUUCUCAAUAUGUUCCCCAAGAUGUAAAUGCGCGCGCGUGUGUUGAAUUGUCGUGCAGAUUCUCAAUGUGUGUGUGUGUGUGUGUUCGUUGCACAUUUCUGGCAGAAUUCCCUUCACGCGGGAAUUUCCAUUGCGCGGAGAUGAAUGCUUGACGUGAGAUUUAUCUUGUUUUCCCAACACGCACAAAAAUCGAUGGCUUCUGAAAGUGUAGUUUUGUUCUACUGAGUGUGUUUAUUAAGUCUCGGUGUUUCUCGAUUAUAUCGGGUGAAACAGGAAGAGAGAAGGAUUGAAAUGGGCAUGAGAGAAAGCAGAAGAGUAAAAUGUAGAAAAGUGCGUUGGAAUUUUCAAUAGUGAUUUUCUAUUGACGAUUUUAUUCUUUGUUUAGAGUAACAACAAUUUUUUUUUGUACUGUAACUUCAUAUUGGAGUAAGUUUGUAAGUGCUGUUUUUGUUGUUGUUUGUUUCUAUUUCUCAAAAUCUUCAUCACAGACAGAGCGAAAGAGAGAGAAAAAGAAGUGAGAAGAAAUAAGAUGAAAUGAGAAAUUUGUGCAGUGUUUGUUUCUCUUACAAUUUUUAUUAAUUAUUAAAUAGAUGUUUUCUCCAUAUUUUUUCCAAUUCAAUUUAAUUUCCGAUUUUCUGCUUUGGACUCUCGAUAAAGAAAGAGAAAAAAAUGCCACUUAGAGAGGAAAAACCAACACUGAUAUAAAAGAAAGUUAACACAUAAAAAAAGUGCAGCAGCUUUUGACUUAUAUACAUUUUUAACUGUUAUUCUAGAUAGAUUUAUUGUACUGAUUGUGUAGGGAAAGUGGAAAAAAGGGAUGGACGUGAGUCAGGAGGUUGGCAGAAUCCGUAAGAGGAGAAAGAGAGAGUUAUUGAAAUUGAAGCCCAGUUUGAAAUGCUGCUUUUUCCCCACAAAAAAAAGAUGGAAUGAAUUGAAGAUGUAUAUUUAAAUUUAUCCUGUCAGCCUAAGUGUCAAGUUGACAAUGAUUUGAUUCUUUUUAAAACAAAAAAAAACAUUUCCGUUGAUUGUGUAUUUAAAUGGAAUAUAUAUAUAUAUAUAAAAAUGAUGUUAAGACAAUUUGUAGAAGAAUUUUUGACUUUAGGAAUGUCGCAAAGGCGAUGAUCAAUGAUUAAAUGGCCAGAACAAAGAAAAAAAAGUGUAUAAGAGAAAAUUCAAGAUGUGAUCUUGAUAGAUAAACUCCAAUAAUGUUACUUAUAAAUGUCUCUCAGAGAAAGGAUAAAUAGAGAAAAUUUGUUGAUUUUCCUUGUAUGAGAUUCACACAUGAAAAAAAGAAGCAUAAAAUAUUGACGUGACAUUGAUGUGAACAGUAAGUGUAUAACAUUUCUUAGUGUUAAGCCCUCAAAUUGUUUGAUACUGUGUAUCAAGUUCCUCGUUUGUGUCUCUUGCUUUCUUCCACACAAAUCAAAUGAAGAUCACUUCCAUCGUCCGUCAUUCCUCGACUGCAUGUUCCUUUCCUGUCCAGCAUCUCUUCCCAUUUUACAACCAAGUAAAAUCACUCAAUUGAGUGACUCUUAGAGGAGUUUUUCUCUCCCAUAAUGUUGUUGAUUUCCUGUGUUGAUUGAGUGGAGAAAGAAGUUGAACAGAUAAACGAGAAGUGAAUUGUCAGCAGAGAUAUUUUCACUGGAUGAGGAAAGAAAGGGAGAGAGAGAGAGAGAGAAAAAGUUGCAAGGAAAUUAUAU